AGACAUUGCUGAGUGAAAAAUAUUUCUGGAAGAUGUAUAUUCAAAAGUAUUUUGAUUUGGGUAAAAAAUCUGACCUCUCAAACGAGGGGCCAAUGGCACAGUGGUCGAACUCAGAAGAGUGGUGAGUAUUCUAGUGAAUAAUUAAAUUGUUAAAAAAAAUAUUAGUUGGUCUCAUUUGAAAAAACUUCAAAAUUAUUAGAAAACUCUUCUACAACUUUUUCAAAUAUUGCUUAGUUCUCGAAAUAUUUCGUAAAUAAAUCCUAAGUGCUCCGUGAUCAGACAUGAGUCAUCAGGUGGCUGCCUGUAAAAAGCCUUCCACACGAUCAGGUUGAGCUGCGUCCCUCAUAAUUCAGCUUAGCUCUCAGCGCAAGUAAUGAUGAUUAGCACACCCCACUUCCCUACACAUGUUACGUCACAAGAAGGGUCACGCAAAUAUUUACCUAAAUAUGCAAUACAGCUGUGGAUUGAGGGGGAUACAACUAGCUGAAAAUACAAGCAGAACUUCGACGCUUUGAGUUAAUGUCCUUCGUCGGAAAUUAAUAGCCAAAUAAGCUGGCUACUGAUCGGUACUACUUUCCCAAAGAAUGGUCUGCGUGCAGCCUGACUUUAAAUGGGGAAAAGUCAUUUCCAUUUAAAGUCAGGCUACACACAGGCUACCAAAGAAGGGUCUUUGCUCGGAACGUAGAAGUUUUUCUUAUAUUUUCCAUGUACAUGAGUCCGAACCUGUAUUAUGAGGCACCGUAUUAAGCUGUCACCCUGUAUUAAGCGAUCAUUUUUUACUAAAGUCCCAAAAGGUUGUAAUGUAAAUGCUGUUGAAGUGACCUUUAUUAAACGACCAUCUCUAUUAAGCAGAUGGGGACAACUUUCGCACAGUCCCAAACAUUAUUUUGCAUUGUUUUGUGACUGUGUUAAACGGUCACUGUUAAGAAAAGCGAUGGAAUCUGGUGAUGCGUCGCGAAAAUUUGCACAAUUUAAUGGAGAUCAAGAGGCUUCUGCUAUAAUCAUAUCAAGAGUGCUUGAUUUAUCGAGCCAAACCAAACUUAACACGCCACAACGGCUAAACUUAGCACGGCUCUGUCAUUUUGUAUUUGUUGUUAUGUUCAGUUUUCUUGUUUUUAAGAAUCAGCGACACCUUUUUUAACCGUGGUAAUUAGACCUGCAUUAGUCAGUCACCCUGUCUAAUCCGGUUACUUGCGAAAUCCCCAAGGGUGACCGCUUAAUACAGGUUCGACUGCACUUGUAUCUCUGUAAAUCUACAGCUAUCUUGUUUUCGUCACCAUGCACCUACACUAGCAACGACCGUUUGAGACUAAAUAUGGAAUGGUCAUUUUGAGCCCAAAAUUAUACUUCGGCCACUAUUCGAAUAUAAAUAACCAGUUAACACAUUUGGUUGUGCCAUCCAAUCUAUUUAAAAGCCUUGUUUGUGCUUACUUUUCUUUUGUAUUUUGAAGGUUUUGUUACUUUGAAGAGGAUGGGGAAGAUACGUAUGUGAUGCGUCCAUUUCCCUCAAUGUGGAACUGUCGAGUCGUUCAUCCGUGUGGUUUGGACCCAUUCUCCGGUGAUGUGAGAAGCUUACAAGGUUUUUGUCGUUCUCUUGAAAUACUGACUUACAUGAGAAGUGAAGCGUCUCGCUUGGGUAUGCUAAGUGGUGAGUGCUUUUGUAUUUCACAUGCAAGAUAAAAUUUAAAGAAAAUUCAUUUACUUUUUGAGAUAUAUACGAACAAGAAGCCAAUUCACACAAUUUCAUAACAUGUAGCUAACAUGUAGCUAUAACAUGUAGCUAAUGUAUGCAUGUCAUCAUCAUUUGACUCAUUUGUGCUUCACUUAUAGCCGCAAAUCCAAUAGAACUGUCAUUAAAGAAUGUUUGUACGAACAUAUUUUGUCUUCUGUGUAAAGCAAAAUAAGAAAGGCACACUUACUGUCGAUCCAAUGGGAGUGUUGAUAAAAUAUUGCAUGAAUUCAUUUCCUCAAGUUGAUCAAUUCAUACGAAUUCAAAUUUCUUUUUACUUUCUGUGCGUUUUCUAUUGGUCAAUCGGUUCUGAAACGAAAUCUAAUUGGCUCAUCUAAAAGUAACAGGAAGUUGAUCAAUUUUCUAUCAAAUGAACUGAUCAAGUUGAGGAAAGGAAUUGGUGCAGUAUUUUAUCAACGCUUCCAUUGCAUCGACAGUAAGGAAUUAAUAAAUGUUCGGCCCGGCAUAAGAACAAUGAAAAGCAUUAAGCCGUGUGGUCCUGCAAACACCUUGCAAACAAUUUAUCGCGCGCUGAUACAGCCUUACUUCGAUUACUGUUCUUAUUUAUGGGAAGUUUGUAACAAGCAGCUCAAAGAUAAACUUUAAAAAUUUCAAAACCGGGCAGCGAGAAUUAUAGCUGGCGCUAGCUACGAGGCCAGAUCUGCUGAUGUUCUUCCAUCCCUUGCUUGGGAUAAUUUAGAGGCAAGACGACGUACAACGAAAUCAACGUUGUACAAGGUCCUGAGUAAUCACACUGGACCGAACUUAAAAGAAACAUUAAUAAGGAGAAAUGAUAUGCAAAUUAACUAUGAGAAUAAUCACAACGCCAGGAAAAGCCAUUGUGUGAGGGUUUUCAAUAGAGUGCAGGUGUUUGACUCCCUAGUAAUCGAUAUCCACGCGGCUCCCAAAAUCUGGGAGCCACGUGACCAGCAUUCACCAGGGUCUCUUCCUCUAGCGAGGAGCGUAGAGAAGAGAACCUGGGUACGAGGUUGACCAGACGAUUAGCCAAUUAUUAUAACCCAUUAAAUUGCAUUGCGCCCCAAUACACUCUACUUUAGGGACGGACCAUUAGAAAAGUGAUUGGGGGGGGGGGGGAACGAAAAAAAAAUAUUCCCGAAAAUUAGGGGGGAAAAAAUCUUCCCAGGCAUAGUGCAAAAAAAAAUCCUAGCUUGGAAGAUAAGCCUAUAAAUCUCACUUAAAAAAAAUUUCCAGCCAUCAAGUGAGAAAAAAAAAUUCUAUAGGUGUACAAAAUAAAAUAUAUUGCCUCUUAGAAAAUCCCCCCCCCCAUCACUUUUCGAAUGGUCCGUCCCUUAUUAUUUUAUUCUAACUAACGCCAGGCGAUUUUACUCGUCAAGAAGAGAGCUUUGGUGCUCAACGGGUUAACAACACAAUGUGAUUUAUUUCAUUCCAGGUAACCAGUGCUCAGCCAACGAAGGGCAAGAUGAAAUUUGUGCUGUUAUACUUCCUUGGGACAAAAAAGAACUACCUACACCGCUAGAACUACUAAACGGGGUCUUCCAUUUUCAUCCAGAAAUAUAUGAAUAUUAUACAAGCCACCCUCAGGACAAAGGCGAGAUAAGAGAAAAUAAAUUACACUUCCACAUUCGACCAGACAACUUUGAUGACUCUGAUUAUGAUGCAGAUGCUGGCGAGCAUGACUUAACAGAAAAACCAUGUCUAAACAGGAUUUUUGGGAUGGAUUUUGCAGAAGAAGAUGAGCUAUGGAAGUUUAAAGACUCACGAAAGUUCUAUGAAUGGUUACAACCUAUUAUGUAUCCGUCAGUCACAGUAUAUGCGGGCGAAGAUAAGUUUAAUCCUGUUGCAGUGUUUAUGCUGACACAGCUUGCCCCUGGCUGGGUAGGUGGGGCAUUGACGGCCGUUAACUAUACAUAAUUUGUUGUAUACAAUAGCUCGCCCCUUGGCGAGUAGGUGGGCAUUAACGGCCGUUACAUAUAGUAUAUACAUGAUUACAGGUCAUUUACAAUAGCCAGUCCCUGUGUGAGCAUAGAACGGUCAAUGUAUAGUUGUUUAUUGUUUAUUGUUUAUUGAUUACAAUUCUUUGUUUGCAAUCACGUGACUUUGCUCGUUAACUGAAAUCUUAAAAUUACGUCAUUGCAAACAAAAAAUAUAUCUCCACAGGGGAUAGUUUACUUAUAUAUUAUAUUAUAUAUAUAUAUUAUAUUAAUAUAUUUACUUUACUGCGACACACAACAACUAUUGAAGACAACUAUAUACUGUAUAAUGUAUUACACUUUAGAAUCUAAAAACAUAAUUUAUUAUAAAUAUUAGCAUCAAUUGGC
Paramuricea clavata is the source of this 4029-nucleotide messenger RNA. Lineage: Eukaryota; Metazoa; Cnidaria; Anthozoa; Malacalcyonacea; Plexauridae. The record is from the annotation of a GenBank genome assembly.